AUGUAUGCCGCAGUUAAGCCACUGUCGAAGUACUUGCAAUUCAAGUCGGUGCACAUUUACGAUGCUGUGUUCACCAUCCACUCAAAGUGCACGGUGGCCCUGCUGCUGGCUUGCACUUUUCUGCUCUCUUCGAAGCAAUACUUUGGCGAUCCCAUCCAGUGCAUGCGCGACCACAACGACAUGGACUUUAUACACGCCUAUUGCUGGAUGUACGGCGCCUAUGUCAGCGACAACAUAACGGAGACACCGACUCCAUUUGGCCACGAGCGCUGCAAGCCGGGCGGAUAUGGUGGAACCGUGCCCUUGGCUCAGCGUCGAUAUCUACGCUACUAUCAGUGGGUUGUGCUGGUGCUGCUGCUGCAGUCGUUUGUCUUCUAUUUGCCGGCAUUUUUGUGGAAGAUCUGGGAGGGCGGACGCCUCAAGCAUCUCUGCAUGGACUUUCAUCAGACAGCAGUCUGCAAGGAGCGUAGCAACGCGCACUUGCGAGUGCUUGUCAAGUACUUUACGAGCGACUAUAAGGAGACGCAUUUUCGCUACUUUGUUAGCUACGUUUUUUGCGAGAUCCUGAACCUGGCGAUCAGCAUUGUGAACAUGCUGCUGUUGGAUGUGUUCAUUGAAGGUUUCUGGAGUCAUUAUGUGGAUGCUUUCCUUGCGGUCUAUUCGGGCGACUGGCACAUGUGGAGCAGCAUCACCAAGCGCGUCUUCCCGAAGUGCGCCAAAUGCGAGGUAGUCCGUUUCGGUCCCAGUGGAUCGGACUCUUCAAUGGACACCCUUUGCCUGUUGCCACUGAACAUUCUAAACGAGAAGAUCUUUGCCUUCUUGUGGGUCUGGUUUAUGACCAUGACUUUCUUGGCUGGCCUCAAGCUGUUCUUCCGCUUGAUCACCAUUUGCCAUCGCGGCAUACGCUUCCACAUUAUGCGCGCCAGAGCUCGUCUCAUGCCCAAGUCGCAUCUGAUGCGUGCCCUGCAAAACUGCAGCUUUGGCGACUGGUUUGUUCUGUUGCGUGUGGGCAAUAACAUAAGUCCCGAGAUGUUCCGCAAGUUGCUGGAAGAGCUCUACGAGGUCCAGUCUCAGCGCAAGUGCCCGCCUGGCGCGGAUGAAAUUUAACCAUGGUUUUGACUUAUAUUUCUGACAUUUUCCGCAGCAACAAUGAAGCUGUUUUUCUAUUGUCGGGCAAGUACAAGUACUUUAUUCAUCUAUUUUCAUAUAAUCUACUCCCUAAUCGAUAAUCCGAGUUUGCCUUUAACUUUUUCAUUCAAUUAUCAAGUUCCUUCUUAACUAA
Messenger RNA from Drosophila subobscura, 1282 nucleotides. RefSeq names its product innexin inx4 (gene zpg). Gene Ontology annotation, molecular function: gap junction channel activity. The record is from RefSeq and is a predicted model, not a curated record. NCBI's taxonomy places the organism in Eukaryota, Metazoa, Arthropoda, Insecta, Diptera, Drosophilidae. The transcript has 3 exons. Bases 1 to 1107 code for a protein of 368 amino acids. Gene Ontology annotation, biological process: phototransduction. Gene Ontology annotation, cellular component: plasma membrane; gap junction.